Molecule: messenger RNA, 2480 nt
Organism: Salvia miltiorrhiza (redroot sage)
Lineage: Eukaryota; Viridiplantae; Streptophyta; Magnoliopsida; Lamiales; Lamiaceae
Exons: 2
Coding region: 475-2364 (629 amino acids)
Source: RefSeq, a predicted model, not a curated record
UGGACCUUCCCUCGCUGUCACUUCGCAAGCUGCUCGCCCGCCUCAGCAACGCCCAACGGCCAACGGCCCAGACUCCGACUCGCGCCGACUCGCCGGAUCGUUCGGUGAGCGGGGCCUCCAUCGAAGCCGACGGCACCGGUCACGAAGUUACCCAGCAGCGGCGUUGAGUCUUCUCCAGUGGCGGCUUCGGGUGAUUUCUCCAGAUCCGCCCUUGGCAAGGAGACGCGCCACCAGCCUGGACUACGUGACAGCCACCAGCCCGGCGUUGCUCGCCGCACGCCGGCCCACCGUUCGCUGCUGCUGUGCUCAGUCCCGUCAGCCCCGCCGCCGCUUGAGAGCAGCGACGCCAUCGACGUCGCGCGGCCUACUCCACAGCGAGCUGCUCCGGCAAGGUAGCGGGCGUCGCUCAACGCACGUUGCUCUCUCGACGUCGCCGCUGCAAUCUCCGCUGCCGAUCUGAACUAUUUGUGAGAAAUGGCAUCGCUCCAGCCUCCCCUCCCAAAUUACCCCAUUGUGUCUAAUAACUUUGCUCCUGUCAGUCGAUCUUCAUCGCCACUACACAGUUCUACUAAGGUUUUCACCACUGCUGAUCAGACGACAAUGAACUCUUCCACAGUAAUGACGGCGCUUCUCUUCCCCGAGUCUGGGAUCACGAUGCCUCCGAGCAUCACUGUCACAGAUCGUUCGGCGGAGGCUGCUAGAGUUACUGCUGAUGUUUCGUUCCCGGAAAUCGCUGCGGUGAUGACUUCCCAUACUGUCGGCGUCUCUUCUCAGGCCGAUGGUCCUAAGGGCCUGAUCCCGCCUCGCUCGAUCGGGACUGCCCAUCCGAAAGUGGUCAGUCCGCUGUCUGCUCCGAAGGUGUCGCCGAAAGCCUCUUUUGCAGAUAAACUGAAAGCUAGGGAUGGCAGUCCGACAGAGCAAGUUUCCAAGCCUAGGGACGUCCCCGCUCAUGACUAUACAAUCCUCCGACCAGAGUUGGUGGAUCUCAAACGUUGCCUUGUUUUAGAGCCUUCUUUCCACCAAAGACAAGUCCAGCGUUUCGCCCAUGCGAUUCACGGCCGGCUGAUCCUCCGCAAAGGUGAGUCACCUCGGUUUGCAGCGGAUCUUUGGGAGGAACUUCAGCAGCUUUGGAAACCGGCUGCUGGUUGGUCGAUUCAUCCGCUCGGAAAAGGUAUACUCCAUCUCCAGGCUUGGGUGCCGAAUUUUGAUCCCUACAAAGCGAAUUCUACCCUGGUUCAGGUAUGGAUUAGAAUCUUUAACUUGCCACAUGAAUAUUGGCACCCAGAGGUUCUUUCCGGGGUCGCACGAGAAGUGGGUACGCCUAUCUUGAUUGAUGGUCAGUCUGCACAGGCUCAUGUGGGUCACUUUGCUAGAAUUCUUGUUGAGUUAGAUGUUUCGGCUGAUAUUCCUGAAGCUUUAGAUAUUAAGUGUGGCGAUAUUGAUUUUACUGUCAAGUUUGGAUAUGAGAAUUUGCCUUAUUACUGCUCCGUCUGCAAUGUUGUGGGACAUAAUUCUAACGAAUGCAGAAGAAAUAAAACGACCACGACCGAGGAACGUCGUCAGUCCAAGGUAGAUGACCACAGGGUUCAUCCUCGUCCAUACACCGGAAAUCAGGAAACUCCAGCAUGGGCUGGAAAGGAAAUUCCUGAGGUUGGACAGAAACUGAACUCUUCUUCAGACUCUCCUACCUCAUCCAAUCCCUUUGCUGUGUUGGUUUCUCUAGAGUUGCAAGAUGAACAGAGACUUGUUGGUGAUGAUAACAUGGACAAGCCGCAUUCUGAUGGAGGCCGAGCUUCAGAUGCUUGCAUCCCUCAGGACAGUCAGGGUAGAAAGGAUAUGGAACACCCUGGGUCAGAUGACGAAAAGAGCCAAAUUGAGGUAGUUGAGCAGGAAUACGAGAGGAGUUCUGCACCUCUGGUUGUUCAGCCGCUUGCUGUUGUGACUGACAACAACGCUGUGCUAACUUUGACUGGGACGACAGGACCCAUUUCUCGUACACGAGGGCGUCCGAAAGGGGCUAUCACCAAGAAGGGGAGAGUUUCUGAUUCUUCUAUCAAGCACAUGCUCCGUCGUAUCAUAAUCAAUGGCAUGUCUUCGGAUUUCCAAAACUCAGCACGCCGUGACGAUAUGCAUGGCCCAGGUCUUGACACUUCUUCGCCUGUGGAGUUCCUGAAUAAAGUGAAGUAUGCUCAGUCUCGAGGACAUAUACUGCAAAACUUUGUGAUCAACUCCUCUAACUCUACCGAUGCAGCCCAUGCUAUGUCGGUUGUGGCCUCUUCAAAAAUGAAGAAAAAAUGGGGCGAUAUGUUGGACGAUGAAGAGGACGAUUUAGACGAGGACGACCCUCUUAAAAUGUUCUCUUAGUCUUGGUUUGUUUUUUGGUUACCCGGGGUUUCUUGCGGGUGCUUUUGCUUGUUUCCUUUGUAUCUGGUCUCUCUUUUUUUCUUUUUCUUUUUAAUAAAAUUUCUAUUUCAGCAGCA